Messenger RNA from Syngnathus acus (greater pipefish), 2995 nucleotides. It is a transcript of the gene asb4, whose product is annotated as ankyrin repeat and SOCS box containing 4. Gene Ontology annotation, molecular function: protein binding. The coding region runs from base 139 to 1629 and encodes 496 amino acids. Gene Ontology annotation, biological process: intracellular signal transduction. NCBI's taxonomy places the organism in Eukaryota, Metazoa, Chordata, Actinopteri, Syngnathiformes, Syngnathidae. The transcript is spliced from 6 exons. Gene Ontology annotation, cellular component: cytoplasm; nucleus. The record is from RefSeq and is a predicted model, not a curated record.
GUGCAGCACAAUGUCAAACUGGUCUAUUUAUAAUUCCCUCUACUGACAUUUUCCUCCUGUCACUAGUUGCUCUCGAUCUUUUUCGUUAUUUAGUCAUGCAGCCCCAAAUCAAGACUUUGAAGGCUUUUCAAUGUGGGUAUGCAUGAAUCUUUCAUUCUCAUUUACGCUUUCUUUUACAAUCUACUCUACGCUGUGUGGAGAGCAUUUCUGCCAGCUGGUGUUGCUAAUGUAGGGCAAGGGCCCUCUUGUCAAGAGGUCUUUAUGGAAAACUUAAGCCCGACACAACAAGCUGUCAAGCAGCUGAAGCAACGGUACCUGGAGGCCUUGCAGACUAACAAUGCCGAGGAGGUCCUCUCGAUCCUGCGCGUUAAGAAACUCGACAUUGACACUGUUUUGGAGGUGGACGACCCCAGCAUGGUCCUGGCCUCAUACAAACAAGGGUAUUGGCUGCCAGGCUACAAACUGGAGAAGUCCUGGGCAAUGGGUCUUCAUGUGUGCGUGAUGUACAACGCUGUAGAAACCGCACUGGUGCUCCUUCAGGAAGGUGCGGCCGUCAACCACAUGCCCAACGGGAAGACGCCGUUGCAUGUGGCCUGCGAGCUGUCCAAUGCCGAUUGCGUGGGUCUGCUUCUAGCCCACGGCGCAAAGGUCAACAGCGUGUCCCUAAGCGGACACGCGCCGCUGCACUACUGUAUCACCAAAGAGUCGGUGGACUGCGCCAAGUUGCUCAUCCUCAAAGGUGCGAAGGUGAGCCUACACAGUCACAACAAUGAGGAGGACACACCAUUACACACUGCAGCCAGAUUUGGGGUUCCAGAACUGGUUGCACUCUAUUUGUCCCAUGGAACCCCUGUGGACUUAGUCAACUCUUUCCAAGAGACCGCCCUGAUGACUGCCGCAUUUUGGGCUUUUGACAAUAAAGAGCAAACCUACAGCCAAGAACACCAUCUCGUCUGUAGGAUGCUGUUGGACCACAAAGCAGAUGUCAAUCUUCAAGAGGAGGACAAUAAAACAGCUCUUCACAAGGCUUCCUGGAACUGCGAUCACAUCCUGAUGCAUAUGUUGCUGGAAGCCGGAGCGGAUACACGAGCCAUGGACAUCAACGGCUGUUCUCCCAUUCAGUAUCUUCUGAAAGUUACUGAUGUAAGACACACGGCCUUGCAUGAAGACUGUUAUCAGCUGCUGCUGAACCACAAUGCGGCCAGGAUCUACCCACCCCAGUUUCACAAGGUGUUGCAGUCCUGCCACGACUACCCUAAAGUUGUAGAGAUCAUGGUCAACUCAUAUGAACACUUAAAGCCUACAAGAAAGUGGAGAAGUGCCAUUCCAGAUGACUGCUACAAGCGACAUGAAGAGUUCUACGACUCCUUGUUCGUGGUUUGCACUAACAGCCCUCGCAGCUUGCUGCACUUGACCAGAUGUGCCGUCAGAGGCAGUAUGGAAGAAUCCUGUCAAAGAGGAGUAACCCAGCUCCCUUUACCGUCAAGCAUUAAGAACUAUUUAUUGCUGACACCACAGGGGGAUACUAUAUUGAUCUGUGCGCAUAAACAGAUGACAAAGAAUUACGCUUUGAACAAGUAUGACAUUUUUGUAUUAUCCUUUUCUUCCCUUCAUUUUUUUUGUGGUUAAUGGUGAACAACAACUUUUGAAAUGCAAACACAUCCGAAAUGUAUUUUUACAGUACACACACACACACUUUAAAGUCACUUGGUUUUGCUAGAAAAUAUAUGAGGUUGCUCACUAUGAGACUGGAAUAAAGUGUUGUUGCAUGGCAGACUUGUGCCAAAAUCCUGGCCUGUUGGUUAUAAAGAUACGUUGCAAAUUGACUACAAAAAUGAACUACAGUACCAUCACAUGGCGAGACAAGUUUCCUACGAAUGACACAUUUUGUUUGAAAUCCUACCAAAUCCUUGUGAAAAGACUCAUUGGUACAACUGAUAGGAUGUUUUAGAGUUAUUAAAGCAAAAUCUAAGAUCACUACAUCCUGCAUAACAUUUAACAAGAUACAUUCAUUAGUUAUUAAUUAGUAUAAAGGCCAUUUGUCGUUGAAAAGCACGUGUUGCUACAGUGGGAAAGUGCGCAUGCAAAAACAAUACAAUCCUUCUCUUUCAGCUGCAACUGUUCUAACAAGUCACUUCAUAUAUAUUACAGUACUAAUUUCAAAAGAGCGCGUCUCGGUCUUCUGUAUGGAAAUUACUAAUAACAGUGUAUUCAAGCUUAAUGCUUUUUGUAUUCAGUGGUAAAAACAUCUUUACGUGUCGGGACUCCUUUACCCAAAAUGACAUUACACUACUCAAAUAUGGCGCAAGUUUACAGUACAUUCAAAGAUGUUUGAAAUGUCAUUUCAGUAGUAUUAUGUAAUAUACUGUGUGUGGGGGUUGAGUCGAUUCAGAGCUUUUUUUUUUUUUUUUUGCUGUUCACAUUCAGAUGACCUCUUCAAAAGGAGGUCAUUGUAGAACAGUUGGAAGAUCAGGUGACAUGAAGCAUAGCGUAUAAGCUAUAUUGAGAUAUAGUAUUUUUUUUUUUUAAAAGUGUUAAAUGUUUUGUAAUUAAAAAAUGUUUGCUUUUGUAUAAAACCAACAAUUUCAGCUUACAUACAAUACUGUAUAUUGAAGAUGCUAAAUGUAAAAAGCAAGGUUGCUGGUCCCUGUAUGCAUUAGCACAGGUUUUGGUGCCGGUGAAACUGUCACUAUAUAUAUUGUCACUAUAAAACAUGUGUACAUUAUCAUGUAAAUAAUUAUGAUGUGGUCAACUAAAAUAGUUACUAAGGUAGAGAAAAGUGACUGGCUUUUACAAAUAUCCCCUUUGACACAUUAGUAUUGCUGGUAAAAAUUCCACAGAGUCAAAAUUGCGACAAAGUCACCUGAUGCAAGUUUCAAAUUUAAACACGUUUCUAAUUAAGACCUAAGACCAUACAAAGUUCGCAAAUAUUGUAGAUUUAGGUGGGAAAUGUUUUUUUUCAAUAAAAAAUAAAAUUUGAAAAUCUAACACAGCA